CAGGUCACAAACACAGGUAGAGAGAGAGAGAGAUAGAGGCAGAGGCAGAAACAGACAGGUAGAGAGACGCCGAACUCAGUGAGAACAACAACUAACUAACUAACAACUGUGGAACUGAACUGAACAGAAGACAAACAGAAGACUGAAGUCCUAACAGAGAGAGAGACUGGUCCAUGUGCUAGUGUUGAAGUGAGCCACCAUGGCUAAACAGACAGAUAUGUUUGUCCUGUUCUUCGUCUGUCUGUCCGGGCUGGUCCAGUCUACGACAGCGAUGAUAUUCUGGACGGCGUACGUGGGGAUACAUUUCUAUGACAGCAGCACUAACCAGACGGAGACCAGGUUCUGUGAGUGUGGGGUGUACGGGCGUUCCUCCCCUCUAGAGAGUGCUGCCGGGAUGGUGGUCCUCCCUGCCUCAGACCCCCAGGGGUGCAGCCUGGACCCCUACCCCUCCAACGACAACACCACCUCCCAGGGGCCCUGGAUCGCUCUGGUCAAGAGGGGAAACUGUACCUUCAGUGAGAAGAUCAAGGCAGCGUGGGCCAGGGGGGCGGCGGCCGUAGUGGUCUAUAACCUGGACGGGACCGGUAACAACUCAAAUUACAUGAGUCACAGCAACACCCCUGGCACCGUGGCCAUUAUGAUCGGUAACCUCCAGGGGGUAGAGAUCGCCAACAUAGUGCGGGGCGGUCUGGCCGUCUCCAUGGUGAUCGAGGUGGGCAAAGCCCAUGGGCCCUGGAUGGACACCUAUUGGCUCUACUUCCUGUCUAUUGCCUUCUUCAUCAUGACGGGCGCCUCCAUUGUCUACUUCGGGUUCGUCUCCGCCCACCGACUGCACAGUCUCAGGGCGAUCCGUCACGCCGAUCGGCGGUUGAGGAAUGAGGCCAAGAAAGCGAUUGGUCGACUGGAGGUGCGUACGCUGAAGCGCGGGGACGAGGAGACAAAGUCGGACAGCCACACCUGUGCCGUGUGUAUCGAGUCGUACCGCCCAGGAGAUGUAGUGACCGUUCUGACCUGUGGUCAUCUGUUCCACAAGGCUUGUAUCGAGCCCUGGCUGCUGGACAAGAGGACCUGCCCCAUGUGUAAGGCUGACAUCCUGAAGGCCUUAGGAGUGGAGGGGCCCGGGGAGGAGGAGGAGAGCAGCAGUUCCUCUAUCCCACCACCAGAUGUCCCUAUCGUCACAGUGUCUGGAGGAUCAGGCGGAGAGCUGCUGUAUGAGGUCCCUCUCAACGGCAAACACCCACCGACCCCCACCCUGACCCCUCGACCCCCCACCGAGGCCUGGCAACCACAUCACUAUGACAAUAUGGCCUUCGAGGGAGAGACACGCCAUCAGGGGAACGUGGCCACCAGAGGAUAAACGACAACAACAACACUGGAUAAUGGUAAUUUCUACCUGGAGCAUGAACAACAACCCAUAGACAACUUCACACAGCUACAGCAGUGGCUUGUGAUAUACGGUACUAUCACUGUUAGCUAAACCAUAUCUACUGUACUGCUAGGAAAAUAUCUCCCUGGAUUCAAACACGGUUUACUGAUGAUCAAAUAACUACUUGUGCUAUCAACACUACUAUCAUGACAAUAGUUUCUAGCUCUACUUAUCUGCAUAGAGAGCUGUAGCCUAAACCCUGGUCCAGGAAAGCUGCUGGUGUGCAGGCUUCUCUUUUAACUUCUCUUUGAGAUCAAAGCUACUUCUUUAUAAUUUGUUAAAUGAACAAAUGAUCACUUUUAUUAUGAUGAGAAAUGCUGAAUAUAUUUGUAUAUUAAAUUGAUAUCACUGCUGUAUUUUUAAAAGUAGAUAUUCUAAGAGUAAAAAAAAAAAAAUCUGUAUAUAAGAAUGAAUCAAACUACAGUAUACUGUAAUGGUUCACAUUGAAACAUAUGAAAUGAAAUGAUUAACCAACAAAACAGAAUAUGUACUAAUUUACGUACUAAUCUGGUUUAGUAUCGCUAGAGAUGUACUGUACAUGUGUCUGUGGCAGGGUAGGUGUCAAUUUAAUUUCAAAUCAGUCAAUUCAGAAAGUGAAUUAAAUUCAUGAAUUGAUCAAAUCUUCAUUAAAAACAAAUGGCACUUUUGAA
Messenger RNA from Coregonus clupeaformis (lake whitefish), 2076 nucleotides. RefSeq names its product E3 ubiquitin-protein ligase RNF128-like. The transcript has a single exon. Gene Ontology annotation, cellular component: cytoplasm; nucleoplasm. Bases 200 to 1357 code for a protein of 385 amino acids. Lineage: Eukaryota; Metazoa; Chordata; Actinopteri; Salmoniformes; Salmonidae. The record is from RefSeq and is a predicted model, not a curated record.